Diversispora eburnea is the source of this 576-nucleotide messenger RNA. Lineage: Eukaryota; Fungi; Glomeromycota; Glomeromycetes; Diversisporales; Diversisporaceae. The record is from the annotation of a GenBank genome assembly.
AUGGUUAGUGCAAAUUCGGCAACUGCCCUCAUUCCCGCAAGUAAAAUUUGGUGGGCUUGGUCCGAUGAGCUUUUUAAUAUUCAUACAUGUAAUUUAACAUCUGCAGGGGAUUUAGACCCUCUUGACGAUACGUGUGGUUCUGCUCUUAACAUUUCACUUUCUGAUAGUGCGUCUACUUUAUUUAAAUUAUACAUGUGGCGAUUUGUCAACAAAACUACUCCAUUACUUAAUCCGGACGACUUUGUACUUACGUCAAUUACAAUGAGCACCACUUGUAAUUUACCAUGCGAAAGUGGAAAGAUAGUCUCUGGAAGAAAUUAUUAUUAUGUUUUGGCGAUAAAGAAUUUUAGUAAUGAACCAAAAAAAGUUAAUUUUGAGGUUCCAUGGCAUAUUGAAUGUGAUUCAAGUAAUUCUAAUAAUUCUAGUAAUUCUAAUAAUUCUAGCAAUUCUGAUAAUUCUAACAAUUCUAAUAAUUCUAACAAUUCUAUUAAAAUUGGUUCUAGUUCUAGCGGCAGUCCUCAUAAUUUUUAUUUAGUAACACUAGUAAUUUUAGUAACAAUAGCAACUCUAUUAUAA